CCCUUUUAAUUAUGAGUUGUACGAUGAAUAAGCAUGUUGAAAAAAUAUAAUUCAAAAGAAAAAUGAGUUUGAUCACUUUAUAAAACCUAAGCUUUCCAAUAAAAUAGUUCGAUAUCGACACUUUCUCUGGAUUUUGAUCACUUAACAGGUACGUACUAGUUGUCAAUGUUCUGGGACUGGUGUACACCAAAUUGCAGUUACCAUCCUCAAUCCGCCUUGUAAUCUCGGGAAAUCCUCUGUGGAAGAGUCCUGGUUUCCUCAUGUAUGAUUUUCUCGGUGACAAGAUCCUUUUAUCACUAUUAGCAACUGGGGUAGGUGCGGCAUUUGGUGCUACACUGGAUCUCAAGAAAAACCUGGAUGACUUGGAUGAUAUCCUUCAAGAAAACUAUAACAAAGUGGCCCUUUCCCUAAUUCGAGUAAAACUCGAUGAUUUUUUUAGCAAGGCCUAUGUCUCAGCAGGAUUCCUUCUCAUUGCUUUGCUCACCUCAGUAAUUUCGUCUGUAAUUUCAUCUUUGGAUCUCACCAAGAAGACCUACUAAUAAACAAUAAGAAAUCUUUUUAAU
Molecule: messenger RNA, 563 nt
Organism: Olea europaea var. sylvestris
Lineage: Eukaryota; Viridiplantae; Streptophyta; Magnoliopsida; Lamiales; Oleaceae
Product: CASP-like protein 4D1
Exons: 2
Coding region: 261-539 (92 amino acids)
Source: RefSeq, a predicted model, not a curated record